Molecule: messenger RNA, 1697 nt
Organism: Ostrea edulis (European flat oyster)
Lineage: Eukaryota; Metazoa; Mollusca; Bivalvia; Ostreida; Ostreidae
Product: integumentary mucin C.1-like
Exons: 15
Coding region: 272-1624 (450 amino acids)
Source: RefSeq, a predicted model, not a curated record
AAAACAUGGACCACCAUUCGUUGUCUUCACCUUUUCACGAGUAGGACAAACAGACCCUGAACAUGCCAGAGUGAGGAUUAUCGUGGUAUGGCUCACGUUGUUCCUUGUUGUUUCAACUCUUUUUGUUGUGACCGAAUCCUGUAAUUGGUUGCCGUAUUACGACAUCAGAUGUUACGUAGAAAAGGUCAAUGGUCGGCUUUUACUGCGGCCGUGCCCCUCCGGGGACUACCUCAACCCUAGAACUUGUCAUCUGGAGGUGAGACCGCACCACAUGCACAUUCACAAAAGUCAAAAAUGUACUCAAGCUCAAAGUGGGAGUGGAAUCUGGAUCACGUGGGCUGAGGCUCAUUCCCAUUCUGUAACGACCACAACCAAGUCUACCCCAAGCAGCACCACACCUGCGCAUGUCCAUCAUCAUGAUCAUUGUUAUCGGAACAACUCUUCUUAUCGAGACAUUUUCGACAAUGCAGGAAAAGAGAACUGUCUUCCAGACUAUUCAGUGUUUGAUAAAUUGUAUCACUUCAUAUUCAACAAUCAUGGAUGUCUGUCUACCUUAGUGCGGGUGAUGGCAAAUCUGAACCUGCCAAGCUGUGAUUGCCCCGUCAGUUCCAUAUCUUAUCCAUUUCGUGGAUCUAGUUCACGAUACGAUAACUGUAUCAAGGGAAGUGCAUAUCAAGAUGUUAUGGACACCUAUCUGACCCAGCAACCCCAUCACGUGUCAGGGACAGGCGUACAAUGUCAAAGUCGUCAUAAAAUGUGGGACGACCUACUCCGUUUGCAGACGACUUCCAGUGUCCACUGUUCUGACGAUUUUAUCUAUCAUAUGAAGACUGCCUUUGAUACUAAUGGUUCACCAGCAUGCUCAGUCUGCCACACUGUUGGUUCGCACAACCAGGCAACAAUAACGAGCUCAUCUACCACCACAACAACACCACAACCGACAACUACAUCACCACCGACAACAACGACACCACAACCAACCACCACUUCAUCAACGACACCACAACCGACAACCACUUCAUCAACGACACCACAACCGACAACCACUUCAUCAACAACGACUGCACAACCGAUAACAACGACACCACAAUCGACAACAACAAUCAGUACCACAGGGACACCAUCAACAACAGUCAAAAUUUACUCAUCGACAAAAAUUACCAUGGGCAAUAUUUCAACAUCGCCUUCUACAACACCCACCGCAUCCCAAACUUCAGGACAGUCCACUUUGUGUUCGAAAAUACGCACCAUCACAGAACUGGCCAGAUUUCAGCAACUCUAUCCACAGUUUAAUGUUGACUGUUCAAAUCAUGUGUCCACAUCUACCUUUAUCAUUAGGGACCUUUGUGACUCUGUUCCUAGUUCACAACAUUGGAAACCAGGCACAAGGGUAAUUGAUGCUUGUGAUAAUCUGAAGCUCUAUCAGCCAGUGGCAACCUUUAGUUCUUCCAUAUACCCUGUCGAUGGACUUGCCGGAAUAUUCUUGGGCUGCACCAGUACAUCUGUCAAGGUUGCAACCCAGGAGUGUGGCGGUAAAUUUGAAAUUAAGGAACUUUCCAGAAACAUCAAUCACCCUGAAAGUUUUACCCAUACCGCCUCGAACUAUUACCUUCUAAGCUAUUAACCAAUAUCACCACUUAUAACGGUUGAGGAUAUCAUAUAAUUUGAACAAUAAAGGAUAUUUUAAUAAACAUCUA